AUGAUUGCGCUUGAAUCGCGGGAUCAUGGAACUCAAUCGCAGAAUGUAUUACAUGGUGAUGACGAAGCAAAACUGAGUGAGAAACGAACAAACGAUAAUGAAUUUCAAAAUACAAUUCAAAUGAUUAAUUUACAAGUUCCGCCACAAGCAUUGUUUAAAUUUUUAUUGUUAAAAAUGGAAUACAGUACAAUGAAGGAUGCGUGA
Molecule: messenger RNA, 204 nt
Organism: Didymodactylos carnosus
Lineage: Eukaryota; Metazoa; Rotifera; Eurotatoria; Philodinida; Philodinidae
Source: the annotation of a GenBank genome assembly